Molecule: messenger RNA, 1751 nt
Organism: Durusdinium trenchii
Lineage: Eukaryota; Dinophyceae; Suessiales; Symbiodiniaceae
Source: the annotation of a GenBank genome assembly
CGUUUAAGGGCGUUCCCAAGGGCCGGUGCCAGGUGGGCGAUCGAGAGAAGAACCGAACGACCUCGUGUUCCAGGUGUGGAUACGUGGGAAGCCUAAGCGUCAUAUGGAACCAUUCACCACAAGAUCAUUUGGAUUCAUUUGGAAUCUUUGGUUUUUUAAGGGCAGCUAGCAGCUAGGUAAUGCUAGGUAUUGCAGCCUGCGCACGAACAAUUGAGUAGGUGGCAUCAAUGACAAUACUGGCCCAUUUGAUGUGAGGGCAGCCAAUGAACUAUCGUUACUAUGCAUGCCUCGAUGGAAACCGAGCAGGUGGGCGCACGGGCGCGAACUUGCCACCAUGCUCACUGGUGCCAACAUGUAGAGGGGAAACGCAUUCAGUUGGCUCAAAGCAGCACGCCCAUGCCUAAGUCAAUGUAAGCGUCAUUGUUCCCGAAGGGAAACAUUGUCAUUUUCGUUUAUGCCUCGGUAUGGUGAGGAUUCACGUCCGAAGGCCGCAGAGGAACUCGACAUGAAGCCCGAAGCUUUGGCACAUUUGCACAAGCUGCACAGCCGUUUGGGCAGCGAGGUUUGGACUGAAGAGUCCCGAAAAACACAGAGUUACCGUGUGGAUAACGGUUUCUUGAAGGCUCAGUCUGUAGGCCUUGGCUUUCGGAGAAGCAAAGACAUGAAGGAUUUGGUGCCUGAUACGGUGGUGCCUUGGGGAAGCCGCAUUCAAGGUGUGGAUGAGGGUGAUGGUUGGUUGCGGCUGGGUGCCAACUAUUUGCCCUUUUUCGUGCAUGGCAUUCCAGUGAUUUCCCCGGACGGAUCAAGACAAUUGAGCCCUUGGAGUUCUCCACGCAGUGUGAGCGAAAAAGGGCAGGGCUCGAUGCAGUCGCUGGCAGGCGCCAAAGUGGCUGAGGCUGGUGCUCCAUGGCCGAGGAGCCCAGGUAUGCUGGGAGGGGCAGGCACCAUCAGUAGGACACCAGGGCCCAGCCCUAUUGAAGCCAACGUUGUGCCUUUGUCACCGCCCAUGCCAACAGCGCCCUUCGACUUUGCUUCGCUCAGGGAGUUGGUGCGUUUGCUGCGCGAGUGUCACAAGAAGGUCUCGAAAGGUUUGCGGCCGAACGAAGAGUUGCAGAUGCUGGAGCAAAUUAGAAGAUCUUUGGCAAACGAUUUGGCAAUGCAUCAACGCAGUGGAGUGUGGCACUACCUUUUACAGGAGAUCUUGCUCACGCAAGAUGCGAUCGAGGGCAAGUACCCGUCAUCCGAAGCCAAGCAGCCACCAGGCACCAAGGUGCCCAGCUCUCCCUGGCGGGAGUGGGAAGAGUUCAAAAAAACUGCUCUCCCAGACAGUGAUGAAGAUGAACCUCCCAGAAGACGAGCAGAUGAAACCACCCCCAGCUUGGUCGGUCCCAUCUUGACCGAAGCCUUGAGCGGAAGCGGCGCGGCGGCGCUCCUGGACGCGGUUCCCGCGGCGCUGAGAACGCAUCACCGACACCAACCUCAGGAGGUCGAAGAUCGGUGUGUCGAGCUCGAACGGCACGUGGCACGUGUGCGGCAGGCACGGCACGCACGCCAGCGUUAGGAUCACCAUGGAGAUGUCGAGAUGAAUCGUGAAACCUGGCGAAACUCGAGGUGUUUGCUCCAAUUGGACGGAGUAUAACUGGAGUUCACUUCCUGUUGCCCCGCAUGCAUGAAUGCACAUGCGGUUCAGGCUCGUUGCGCAAUGCCGCAAGGCCAGGACGGCAGAGAUGCCCGUGCUGAUUCAUGCCACG